This is a messenger RNA of Penicillium egyptiacum, 1989 nucleotides long. The record is from the annotation of a GenBank genome assembly. NCBI's taxonomy places the organism in Eukaryota, Fungi, Ascomycota, Eurotiomycetes, Eurotiales, Aspergillaceae.
AUGACCGAACUCGACUUCCCGGAGGAUGAUCGCUCGGUCGAGCUUUCCUCGAUUGCUGCCAUCUUUCCAGAAAUCCAAAUCGAUCCUUCCUCUCCGUUCAAAGCCGUUCUCGAUCUUCCUGUCGCACCUUCCGCCCCAACCUCAAUAUGUUUUCAGCAACCGCUCGAUACUGCGGCUGCCGCCAUCACCCCUCCAACCUCAUUAGAUGACUCUAAGGGAGAGCUCAACCAGCCACCCGUUAAAGACGUUCAUCUCCUUUCGCACUUGCCUCCGCUUAAUCUCGAGAUCGAAUUGCCAGAGGGCUACCCAACCGAAAAGUCACCUAUCGUUCACCUGAGAACGAUCCCAUCAUGGCUACCUCCCUCGGUUAUCGAUCAGUUGUCAAGCGAUUGCCACCGACUCUGGGAAGAAUGUGGAAAGGAUCUGGUCGUCUUUACGUACAUCGACCACCUCCAGCAGCUUGCAGAAACAACUUUCAAUAUCCAGGAUCCGUCUGGGGAAGUAUGUCUAUCGCGGGACCUGAAGAUUGGACUACUGGACUACAACAAAAAAGCCGAACGAGAAAAGUUUGAGCAGGGGACUUUUGAAUGUGGCGUAUGCCUUGAACCGAAGAAGGGCACCGUCUGCUAUCGAUUACUUCGCUGCUCCCACGUAUUCUGCAUUCAAUGCUUGCAGGAUUUCUACAACUCCUGCAUCACCGAAGGUAUUGUUGACAGUGUGAAAUGCAUGGCGCCGGAUUGCGAGUACAACAAGAGACCUGCAGCCGUACCAGGCGACGGCCAGACCGCGCCCCGCAAGAAGCGUGAUCGUACCCUGGGACCAAGCGAGCUACUCCAGAUUCCUCUGGCCACUGAAACGGUUCGACGAUAUGCAUUCCUCAAGAGGAAGAAAAAGAUUGAAGCCGAUAAAACAACAGUCUACUGUCCACGCCAAUGGUGCCAGGGAGCUGCACGGUCCAAGCGACACCCAAAGCCUGAAGAUCCCAUGUCCGACGACUUGAAUAGUUCUGACGAAGAAGAUGGAUCCGAGCCCUGCAGUGAAGUCAAAGAUGGAGAGCUUCCUCCCAUGGCGGAGCGUGUGUCUAUCUGCGAAGACUGCAACUACGCCUUUUGCUGCGUCUGUAAGAAGGGCUGGCAUGGCGAAUUGGUACGCUGCUUCCCACGCCGGGACGGCGAGCCCACAGAAGAGGAAAAGGCAACCGAAGAGUAUCUGCGUCUGUACACUACCCCUUGCCCGACUUGCAACGUGCCUUGCCAAAAGCAAAUGGGAUGCAAUCACAUGCGUUGCUUCCAGUGUGACACACACUUCUGCUACCUUUGCUCGGCGUGGCUGUGUGCAGACAACCCGUACAGACAUUUUAAUGACGAGAAAGGCCAAUGCUUCAAUCGUCUUUGGGAUUUGGAAGGUGGUGAUGGCAUCAACCCCGACGGAGCCGAAGCACUCCACCGCAUCCCAGACGCACUCCUACACUUUGACGAUGAUCCGCAUGCGGUAGCCAUUCACGAAGAAACAGAUGAAAGCGAUGAUGACCGCCCUGCAUUUGAAUUUGAUAACGACGAAGACGACCUCCACCGACACCCUCCUCCUCCCGCUCCCGUUCCACCCCAAGUCAACCACGAUGGCGGCAGACCUGGCCAGCGUGAUCACGCAGCUGCCCGUGCUGCUGCGGCUGAACGUCAAGCCCAAGCUCGUGCCAUGGCCGAGGUACGAAACCGAAAUGCGAGGCGACAAGGUAGACGUCCUGUCCGAUGGGCGGGAGUUCCUCCCCAGCAUCUCCCUCCUCAGGCAGGUGAUCCCAGACGUCCUGUACGGUGGGCAGAGGUUCCUGCAGAACCAUUGGCGGAUGAAGACGGCCCCAUUCGAUGGGAGGCUAUUGCAAUCCGACCAGGUAGAGCACAAGCACAUCCUGGUCUCCAGCGAUUUUUGGAUCUAGUACAAAACGACCGUGAAGACGAAUGGGAUAGCGAUGAGAUGGACGAUGACUUCUAG